Messenger RNA from Lotus japonicus, 1613 nucleotides. RefSeq names its product UDP-glycosyltransferase 74G1-like. The transcript has 2 exons. The record is from RefSeq and is a predicted model, not a curated record. NCBI's taxonomy places the organism in Eukaryota, Viridiplantae, Streptophyta, Magnoliopsida, Fabales, Fabaceae. Gene Ontology annotation, molecular function: UDP-glycosyltransferase activity. Bases 134 to 1510 code for a protein of 458 amino acids.
AAACAUGAACAAAAGUGAGUAUCCUAACACCUUUAUGUGUGUAUUUCACACAUCACCACUACAUCUAUAAAUAUAUCAUUCCACAAUUACAGAUUCUGUCAGGAAAAAGAAUUCAUACAGAGAAAUCCGAGAAAUGGAGGUGAAAAAGAAAAAUAACCAUACACCUCACUAUCUGGUCCUGCCUUAUCCAGCACAAGGCCACAUGAAUCCCAUGAUCCAGUUCUCAAAGCGGUUGGUGCAGAGAGGAGUUAAAGUCACACUGGUGACUAUAGUUUCCCUUUGGAAAACCAUCACCAACAAAAACCUCACUUCCAUUGAAAUUGAGAGCAUCUCAGAUGGCUAUGAUGAAGGAGGGUUUGCAGCAGCAGAGAGCACAGAAAUUUAUUUAGAAACCUUCUGGCGUGUGGGGUCACAAACUCUUUCUGAGCUUAUUCACAAGCUUUCAAGCUCAAAUAAUCACCCUCCAAUUUGUGUUAUCUAUGAUGCUUUCUUGCCUUGGGCCCUUGAUGUUGCCAAGGAAUUUGGCCUCCUUGGUGCUGCUUUCUUCACCCAAUCUUGUUCUGUUAACAACAUAUACUUCCAUGCUCAACAGAAUUUGAUUGAGUUGCCUCUUUCACAGACAGAGAUUGUCAUACCAGGGUUGCCAAAACUAGGACCUAGGGACUUGCCUUCUUUCUUGUAUAAGUAUGGAUCCUACCCAGGGUGGUUUAAUGUAGUUGUGGAUCAGUUUUCCAACAUUGGUAAAGCAGAUUGGAUCCUUGCAAACACAUUUUAUGAACUGGAACAAGAGGUGGUGGAUUGGUUGGUGAAAACUUGGCCAUUAAAGACAGUAGGACCAUCCCUGCCAUCAAUGUUUUUGGACAAGAGACUCCAAGAUGACCAGGACUAUGGUCUUAGCCUCUUAGAUCCCAAUACAGAAGCUUGCACCAAGUGGCUUGAUGAAAAGCCUAAAGAGUCAGUUGUGUAUGUCUCUUUUGGGAGCAUGGCAGGUCUUAGUGAGCAGCAAACUGAGGAAGUAGCUUGGGGUUUGAGAGAUAGUGGUAGCUAUUUCAUAUGGGUGGUUAGAGCUUCUGAACAAGAUAAGCUUCCAAAGGGAUUUGUGGAGACAACAGAGAAGGGUUUAAUAGUCACAUGGUGUCCUCAGUUACUGGUCUUGAAACAUCAAGCUUUGGGGUGCUUUCUCACACACUGUGGUUGGAACUCCACAUUGGAAUCUGUGAGCUUAGGGGUUCCAGUGAUUGCAAUGCCACUGUGGACUGACCAAGUCACAAAUGGGAAGCUGAUUGUUGAUUUGUGGAAAACUGGAGUCAGAGCUGUUGCUGAUGAGAAAGAGAUAGUGAGAAGAGAAACAAUUAAGAAUUGCAUAAAGGAAAUUAUUGAGACUGAAAAGAUAAAUGAAAUAAAGAGCAAUGCCAUCAAAUGGAUGAAUCUGGCCAAGGAUUCUCUUGCUGAGGGAGGAAGAUCUGAUAAAAAUAUUGCAGAGUUUGUUGCUGCACUGGAUCACUUCUGAGCUGCUUUAUAUUAAUAUAUUCUGUUAUGCUUAUAUUCUGUUCAGAACUGUUCUUGGUGGCUUCUGAAUCUGUGUUACUAUCAAUAAAUUGUUUAAUUUUCAA